Messenger RNA from Asparagus officinalis (garden asparagus), 3631 nucleotides. RefSeq names its product isoleucine--tRNA ligase, chloroplastic/mitochondrial. Gene Ontology annotation, molecular function: tRNA binding; ATP binding; aminoacyl-tRNA deacylase activity. The record is from RefSeq and is a predicted model, not a curated record. The transcript has 22 exons. NCBI's taxonomy places the organism in Eukaryota, Viridiplantae, Streptophyta, Magnoliopsida, Asparagales, Asparagaceae. Bases 83 to 3322 code for a protein of 1079 amino acids. Gene Ontology annotation, cellular component: cytosol. Gene Ontology annotation, biological process: isoleucyl-tRNA aminoacylation.
UAUCCCUCUCUCAUCCAUGAGCCCUCGAGUCCCCAUGGCUCUCCUCUCUCUCUAAACCCGACCCAAAAAAAUCUCAUCGACAAUGGACGCUCCUUCCCUCCUAAAGUUCGCCGCUUCCUCCACUCUCCUCACCGCAGGUGAGGCCAAGCUCGCCUUCUCCGCCUCUUCCCGCCUCGUCUCACCGCGAAAGGCAAAGAGAAGUCUUUGUCUCGGGCCGGUUCUCCCCUCGAGGUUCUGUUCCACUGAUGCCGGCCAGACCUUGGGUUCUUCUUCGAAGAGGAGAGCUCGAGGCCCCGUGAUGGCGGCCAAGAAAGCAGCAGAAGGUCGUAAAGAAGAAGGGAAAUAUAAGCAUACGAUAGAGCUUCCCAAGACUACAUUUGGCUUGAGGGCCAAUUCUGUUGUGAGGGAGCCCGAAAUUCAGAAGCUUUGGGAAGAAAACCAAGUGUUCAAGAGGGUUGUGGAGAGGAAUACCGGGGGAAGCUUUGUUCUUCAUGAUGGCCCACCCUAUGCGAAUGGCAAUCUUCAUAUGGGGCAUGCUUUGAAUAAAAUUUUGAAAGAUAUUAUAAAUAAAUACAAGCUUCUUCAGAACCAUAAAAUCCAUUUUGUUCCUGGUUGGGAUUGUCACGGUCUUCCUAUAGAGUUAAAAGUUUUGCAGUCAAUGGAUCGAGAUGCUAGAAAAGAGCUGACAACUUUAAGGUUGAGAGAAAAGGCUGCAGAGUUUGCCAAAGAAACUGUUAAAAUUCAAAUGAAGUCCUUUAAGCGUUUUGGUGUAUGGGCAGACUGGGAGAAUCCUUACUUAACUCUUUCUCCGGAGUAUGAAGCAGCUCAGAUAGAAGUGUUUGGUCAGAUGGCCAUGCAAGGAUACAUAUACAGGGGACGCAAACCCGUACAUUGGAGUCCAUCUUCCCGGACGGCUCUUGCUGAGGCUGAGUUGGAGUACCCUGAGGGCCAUACAUCUAGGAGUAUAUAUGCUAUAUUCAAAGUUGUUAGUGCGCCUCAAGCUUCUGAUGGCCUCUUAGAGGAAUUCUUUCCAGAUCUGUGCGUGGCAAUAUGGACAACUACUCCUUGGACUAUUCCUGCUAAUGCCGCUGUUGCUGUUAAUCCUGAACUUUUGUAUGCGGUAGCUGAAGUACAGUCAAUAUUGGAGGAUACAUCAUCUGCUCCUUCUGUGAAGAACAAAAAUAUUGGCAGGGUUCUGAAAAAUGGUGAGAGGAAGCCCUUCCUCAUUGUAGCGUCAGAGCUCAUACCAACACUUGAAUCCAAAUGGGGGGUGAAGCUUUUGAUCAGGAAAACAUUCCUUGGUUCAGCUUUGGAGAACUGCAGGUAUAUUCAUCCAGUGGAUGGAAAAGAAUGCCCUGUUGUUAUAGGUGGAGACUACAUAAACACUGAGUCAGGAACAGGGCUUGUUCAUACUGCCCCUGGACAUGGGCAGGAGGAUUACAUAACCGGCUUGAAAUAUGGACUGCCUAUACUUUCUCCUGUGAGUGAUGAUGGAAAAUUUACUGAGGAGGCUGGGCGGUUCAGUGGCUUAGAUGUCCUUGGGGCUGGUAAUGUUGCCGUUGUGGAGUAUCUUGAUGAGCACUCAUUACUUCUUGUGGAGGAACCAUACAAGCACAAGUACCCUUAUGAUUGGAGAACCAAAAAGCCAACAAUAUUCAGGGCUACUGAACAAUGGUUUGCUUCAGUUGAUGGCUUUAGACAGAAUGCCAUGGAUGCUAUCAGCCGUGUGACUUGGAUUCCUUCACAGGCAGAAAACAGAAUUGUUGCUAUGACUUCUAGCCGAUCUGACUGGUGUAUUUCACGGCAAAGAAAUUGGGGUGUACCUAUUCCAGUCUUCUAUCAUGUACACUCAAAGGAACCCCUGAUAACUGAAGAGACUAUUGCACAUGUCAAGGCUAUAGUCUCGAAUACGGGUAGUGAUGCAUGGUGGUAUAUGUCUACAGAGGAGCUUCUCCCUGAAAAAUAUCGCAGCAAAGCUUCAGAUUAUCAAAAGGGAACUGAUACAAUGGAUGUUUGGUUUGAUUCUGGUUCAUCUUGGGCUGCGGUCCUGGGGAAAAGAGAAGGCCUCAGUUUUCCAGCAGAUGUGUAUCUUGAAGGUACAGAUCAGCAUCGUGGGUGGUUUCAGAGCUCUUUGUUGACCAGCAUAGCGACAACAGGAAAGGCUCCUUAUUCAUGUGUUAUCACCCAUGGAUUUGUACUGGAUGAAAAGGGUUCAAAAAUGAGCAAGUCUUUGGGUAAUGUCGUGGAUCCAGAUAUUGUCAUUGCUGGGGGAAAAGGCUCAAAGGACGGACCCGGUUAUGGAGCUGAUGUCCUCCGUCUUUGGGUGUCGAGCGUUGAUUAUACAGUUGAUGUAUUGAUUGGGCCUCAGAUACUCCGCCAAAUGUCUGACAUAUAUAGAAAACUUCGAGGGACACUGCGAUUUCUUUUGUCAAAUCUGCAUGACUGGAAACCUGAAAAUGCCGUCUCAUAUGAUGAUCUUCCCAAGAUUGACCAGCAUGCUCUUUUCCAACUCGAAAAUGUAGUCAGUUCCAUCAAGGACAAUUAUGAAAGCUAUCAGUUUUACAAGAUAUUCCAGACAAUACAACGGUUUGCAAUUGUUGAUCUGUCAAACUUCUAUUUUGAUGUGGCUAAAGAUCGACUAUAUGUGGGGGGCUCGACUAGUUUUACUAGGAGGAGUUGCCAGACAGUUCUAGCGGAGCACCUUCUUUCAUCAGUUCGGAUAAUUGCUCCAAUUUUGCCACACUUGGCUGAGGAUGUUUGGCAAAACCUUCCUUUCGAGCAUGUUAUGGAAGACGGUUCUGUUGCAAGAUUUGCUUUUGAAUUAAAGUGGCCUGCUGUAAAUGAAAAAUGGCUUGCAAUGCCAAUGAAAGAUGUUGAUUUUUGGAGGACAAUUCUUGAGUUGAGAUCAGAGGUGAACAAAGUUCUUGAGAAUGCACGAAUUGGGAAGCUGAUAGGUUCCAGCUUAGAAGCAAAGGUCUACCUACAUGCUACCAAUGCAGCCACUCUAUUGAAAUUACAGGAGAUGUCUAAAGCCGCGAAUGAUGCUGACCAACUGCACCGUAUAUUUAUAACAUCACAGGUUGAAAUUUUGGAUUCUUUGAACGACGAAAUGGUAGCGGAAAUUCCGUAUUCUGCUCAGCACAGUGACGAUAAAGUAAGCAAGAUAUGGAUCGGUGUAGCCCGUGCUGACGGCAACAAGUGUGAGAGGUGUUGGAACUAUUCUUCACAAGUUGGUUCCUUUCCAGAACACCCCACUCUCUGUGCUCGCUGUUUUGAUGUUGUUGACAUCCAGCCGCUUCCAGCAGUGGCUGGGGUGAGUUGAAGUUCAAUAUGAAGGAGAAAAUCAUCUUUAUUUACAAAUUCAUUAUGAAAAUUGGGGUCAAUAUCAAUCAGAUAUGACCUCGAUCAGUUUUCUGGACUGAUUAAAUCCCCUUCUAUUAUCAUUGUUUUGUAUAUUAUAAACCUGUAAUAAUCAGAUUCCUCCCCUUUUUUUGGGAACGUACGUAAUAGUCCACUGUAAUUUGAACUUAUUCUAGAUGGACGCCAUUCUUUCAAUUCUGUCGACAGGGAUGAAAAGUGUAUUGUAUCAGCACGAGAUAGUAAAUCCAACCCAUUCAUUGCUACUGCUUAA